UGUUAGGUUUGUGAUUACCAUGUAGUUCCCAAAGAAAUGUGAACAAGGGAUGUGCUUUUGUUUUGGCCUUUGUGUUGAAAGAAUGAAGCUCCGGUUGGAAGUUGCCCUUGCUUGCAUCAUUAUCCUGCUCUGGUUUCAGUACAUUUCUUGUGAUGAACUUCCGGAUGGCUCAGGCACUAACAAAUGGACCUGUUCAUGUGCUUCUGCUCAACAAGGAAAUCAGAGCUAUGCUAGUGCAUCCAAUUGUUCUACAUCCUGUGAUUGCAGUCCUGAAGAAGCUGGUGGAGAUAGAUGGACAUGUCUUUGUGCUGUUGAGAGAUUCCCGAAAACAGUUGGUCUCCAUGGUUCCAGUUGUUUCACAGCCUGCAACUGCACAUCUGGUUUCCCUGUUCAACCAAAACAUUCAUCGAAGCACAUUUUCAGCAAAGUUGCUGUGUACAUUCUCCUAAUGUGUGUUUUGCUCACAACUGUUGCAUUUUUUGCUUCAUUGGCUUGCUAUAUACAUAGGAAAGGAAAAUGUCCUCUCCAACUUCCACUAUUUUCAUCAGAUAAAGGCACAAGCUGCAAUACCACUACCAACCUAAUAAGUCAUAGGUCUAAUUCCAUGCCAGAAUUCAAAGCUAAUGUGAAUUCUCUUUUGAGUCCUUUCACAGGGUGCAUAUGGGAGGCUUCUUUCACAUUUAGAAACAAAAGAGGAACAGUACCUGGAACAAUUAUUGAGUUUACGUACUCAGAAUUGGAGCAAGCAACCAACAAGUUCUCCGGUGUCAAUCUGAUAGGAUUUGGGGGGAGCAGUCAUGUCUAUUGUGGCCAGCUUAAAGAUGGUACUACUGUUGCUGUUAAGCGGCUAAAAACUGAUGGGGGGCCUGAUGCAGAUUCUGUGUUUUUAACUGAGAUUGAACUGAUAUCAAGACUCAAUCAUUGUCAUGUGGUGCCUUUGCUUGGAUACUGCUUGGAAUCUCGAGGAAAACUGGCUGAGAGGCUACUAGUCUUUGAGUACGUGUCCAAUGGCAACCUAAGAGAUUGCCUGGAUGGGGUUCAAGGAAAAGGACCCUUGGACUGGGGGACUCGUGUUAGCAUUGCUUUUGGGUCUGCGAGGGGUUUGGAAUAUCUUCAUGAAGCUGCUGCUCCAAGAAUUUUGCAUAGAGAUGUCAAGUCCACCAAUAUUCUUUUGGACGAGAAGUUUAGAGCUAAAAUAACUGAUCUUGGAAUGGCAAAACGCUUGAGGAAUGAUGAUCUUCCUAGCUGCUCAAAUUCUCCUGCAAGAAUGCAAGGAACUUUUGGAUAUUUUGCACCGGAGUAUGCAAUUAUUGGAAAGGCCUGUCUUAAGUCAGAUGUUUUCAGUUUUGGAGUGGUUCUUCUUGAGUUGAUCAGUGGCCGACAGCCCAUUCAUAAAGUAUCCAAUAAAGGAGAUGAAAGCCUUGUUAUAUGGGCUACCCCUCGUCUACAGGAUAGUACACGAGUGAUUUCAGAAUUGCCUGACCCGCUUUUGAAAGGGAAGUUUCCCGAAGAUGAGAUGCACAUAAUGGCUUAUUUAGCAAAGGAGUGCUUGCUUUUGGAUCCUGAUUCUCGACCAACCAUGAGUGAGGUUGUCCAAAUCCUUUCCACUAUUGCACCUGAGACGUCUAGGAGGCGCAAUUUUCCUCCAAACCUUUAUCAGUGCUUAUCCAGUCCAAGUACAAAAAGUGCAGUUGACAUGGAGAUGCCUGAGGAACAUGAUAAUGGACCCAUUGAUGCAGAGAGCCUACAAAGAAUCACAUCUGCUAGGUGGUCUGCUUGGUAUUCAUUACAACAGAAUUUAGACCGUACCCUAUGUGUUGAGAACAGCAGGAAAGAGGUGGAGAACACAUUGUCGAUUGCUAGAAGUUGGCAUGCCCCAGACGAUGAAACAGUGGACUUAACUGAGCCCCGGUUCGAAUCGUUUUGUAUUGCAAGCAUUCAAUCUCCCUGAUAAUUCAACCCUUUUUGAGGUGAAGAAAUUGCUACAUAUAUUGUAGUGUAUUUGGUAGCAUCCAAUCACGAGUUCUUGGAGGUUUUAAGAUGCUUUUAACUGUGACUUGAGUCUGAAAGAGCACACUCAAAACAGAGAAGUGAAUCCAUACCAGGGUUCUCAUGUUCACACAGGCUGACAGCUACCAGUCUGAUGAAUGGUCGAAAAGGUAUAUUUUUUUGUACGAUUUGUUCA
Molecule: messenger RNA, 2185 nt
Organism: Telopea speciosissima
Lineage: Eukaryota; Viridiplantae; Streptophyta; Magnoliopsida; Proteales; Proteaceae
Product: receptor-like serine/threonine-protein kinase NCRK
Exons: 10
Coding region: 50-1951 (633 amino acids)
Biological process (GO): protein phosphorylation
Molecular function (GO): ATP binding; protein kinase activity
Source: RefSeq, a predicted model, not a curated record